Messenger RNA from Chanos chanos (milkfish), 2866 nucleotides. RefSeq names its product solute carrier family 43 member 2b (gene slc43a2b). Lineage: Eukaryota; Metazoa; Chordata; Actinopteri; Gonorynchiformes; Chanidae. Bases 196 to 1956 code for a protein of 586 amino acids. Gene Ontology annotation, molecular function: L-amino acid transmembrane transporter activity; neutral L-amino acid transmembrane transporter activity. The record is from RefSeq and is a predicted model, not a curated record. Gene Ontology annotation, biological process: transmembrane transport; neutral amino acid transport. The transcript has 14 exons.
GUGCUGCGAGGGGAGACACGUCUCACCAUCACUCACCAACUUCUGAGGUGGAGGAUUUGAGUGCCUGGGGGCUUCGCCGUCAGUGACACAGACUCAAGGAUCUUGUGAGGAUCCAUCUACUACACAUCUCUCUGAACUCCACAGCCCUCUUUCCUCCCAGGCUUUAAGCUUCUCCCCCCUGUUCUCUCCCUCACCAUGGCUCCCACUCUGGCCACUGCAUUCGCUCGCCGCUGGUGGAUGGCGGUAACAGCCAUCAUCGAGAAUCUGCUUUUCUCCGCCGUCCUGCUGGGCUGGGGAUCUCUGCUCAUCAUGCUCAAGUCUGAGGGCUUCUAUUCCUACCUCUGCAUGGAAAACGCCAAUAGCUCCACGCUGAACCUCUCCUCACCGGAAGUCCAUCCGACCGAGGCGGACUACUUUGACGAGUUUGGGUCGCAGGACGGCGUGGAGGUGGUCCCACUGGUCCGGGCCGAAGACCACAACCGCAUGAACGGAUGGCUCAUAUGUAAGGAACAGGACGAGAUGCUGAACUUGGCCUUCACCGUGGGCUCCUUCCUGCUCAGCGCCAUCACCCUUCCCCUGGGUAUCGUCAUGGACAAGUACGGCCCCCGGAAACUCCGGCUUCUCGGCAGUGCUUGCUUUUCCUUCUCCUGUAUCCUGAUUGCUUACGGAGCAUAUAACCCAAAUGAACUGUCUGUGCUCAUCUUCAUCGCACUGACGUUUAACGGCUUUGGAGGAAUGUGUAUGACCUUCACCUCACUUACGCUGCCGAACAUGUUUGGUGACCUCCGUUCCACGUUUAUUGCCCUUAUGAUUGGCUCAUAUGCUUCCUCAGCUGUUACCUUCCCCGGUGUCAAGGUGAUCUAUGAUCUGGGUAUAACCUUCAUCACCAUCCUGCUGGUCUGGGCUGGUUGUGCCGGGCUCGUCUUCCUCAACUGCUUCUUCAACUGGCCGCUGGAACCUUUCCCUGGACCCGAGGACAUGGACUACACUGUGAAGAUCAAGUUCAGCUGGCUCGGUUUCGACCACAAGAUCACAGGGAAGCAGUUUUACAAGCAGGUGACCACAGUGGGCAAGCGCCUGAGUGUAGGGAACUCUCUCAAGCAGAAAGAACUGGCCACCAAGGAGGGUCAUAAACUCUGCUUAUCGACCAUGGACCUGGAAGUACAGUGCAAGACCAAGGAAGAAACUCAGACCUUCUUGCAGAGUAUUUCCAGCCCUCUCUUUAUCCUGAGUCUGGUCACCAUGUGCAUCACCCAGCUACGCCUUAUCUUUUAUAUGGGGGCCAUGAACAACAUACUGGAGUCUCUCAGCGGAGGAGAUCUUAACACAGUCAGUCUGUACUCUUCCAUAUUUGGUGUGAUGCAGCUGUUGUGCCUUAUGACAACGCCAGUCAUUGGUCAGAUCAUGGACUGGAAACUGAAGGAUUGUGAUGAUGGGGAGUCCGACGAGAAAGAGACCAACAAAGACCAGCCCCAGCCUAAACGCAGAGACAAACAGAUCCAGAAAGUGACCAAUGCUACCAGGGCUUUCGUUUUCACCAACAUCCUGCUGGUUGGCUUUGGUGUCACCUGCCUUAUCCCCAACCUACCUCUACAGAUGCUCUCUUUUGUUCUUCACACCAUAGUUCGAGGGUUCAUUCAUUCAGCCGUUGGAGGGCUUUACGCAGCUGUGUACCCAUCCUCUCAGUUUGGCAGUCUGACGGGUAUGCAGUCUCUGGUCAGUGCCCUGUUCGCUCUGCUGCAGCAGCCUCUGUUCAUGGCUAUGAUGGGACCAUUGAAGGGAGACCCACUCUGGGUGAACGUGGGUCUGCUGGCACUCAGUAUGCUGGGUUUCCUGUUGCCCUUGUACCUGAUCUGUUUCCGUAGACAGCUACAACGCAAGAGGAAGGAACGGGAUAAUGACUCAAAGAUCUACCUGAAAAUCAAUGGAACCGACAAGCCUGAAGCCUUCGUCUAAAGCGAUACCGCGGUGGAGACUGAGAGACGUUGUUAAGAGAUAGAAAGAAAUGUGUCACAACAACUUUCACUUCAGCUUUACUCACACAAGCAGAAACACACACACACACACACACACACAAAACAUAUAUAUAUAAACAUUUUUGCCUCUUUUUCAGAGGUUUGUUGAACUGAUGAGUUGCCAUGGAAACUGACACUACUCUUAGACCUUAAAUAGUGUCUUUAGAGAAUGCUGUAAACAGAAAGACACAGAACAGACAGGUAAAAGGAAUCAGCGUCCCACUCCAUCACCAAGGGGAUGUUCUCCUCAGUUCUUCAAACGUUCUUUACGUAUAUGAUAAUGACAUGUAGAAUGUUUGGGACCAAGCUUUUUGUUUUGUUUUUUUUUUCCUGAAAUUACGAAAUGGUUUGAUGAACCCAGUUUAAAGGCCCAUUCAAUUGAAUUACAUUUAAACUCUCUCACAGUUUUACCACAGGAAGGUAUUUAUAGCUCAGAAAGUAAUAUUAAACACAGAUAAUAUUCCAUCUGGUCUCUCAGACCUUUUCCCACUUUGAAGUCUUACUGUCACAAACAAAUCAGUCAGCCUGUCUGGAAGUUGGAGGGAAAGCAUAGUUUAAUUUAUGCCUUAAUUAACAGGUACUCAGAGACUUUUUAUGCUUUAAACUUUUUUAUUUUUUAAAGUUUUCUGACCUUUUGAGGCCUCACUAUGUGUAACGUCAUACAGGGUGACACUUUUGAGCUCUUGGACAAGUGUGACUACUGUGACAACUAAAGAUGCCCCAGUCAAGGAGAGUAACAUACAAAAUCUGAAGUCCAGUGUGACAAACUGACCGUUUUUCUGUUCGCUGCAGUCAGGUGUAGGUAGAAUGUAUGUACGUUGGAACCUGACGAUUUUAAAUGGAUACGGUCA